AUGUCCACAAUCGCCCCCCUUAACAUCACCCUCAAAUCAACCGGCAACGCUCGCAAAUUUGGUAUUCCUACCGGCUCCACUCACUCCGUCUCUUCCCCUCCCUCCGCCGCUCACGCAAACGGGAUGAAUGCACUUUCUCCCACGGCUCUGAAGGACGUUACGAGCAGUGCGGUUAACACGAGCGUCACAAUUAUGCAAGAUGUAAAGAGUGAUGGGCUCGGUCAUAGUUCGGAGGAUAGUUAUACCGCUUUAGAGAGCGAUUCUGAGAUGGGGCUUACGUCUCCCCCUCCCAUUCCGGUCAAGAAACCGCGGGAUCUUCCUGCUUCGCCUGCUAAAAGUCCUGAGCCUUUGAACUUGACCGCGAAUGAAAGUCCAAAGCGCAAAGCUUCCGAAAUCCGCUCCGUCCCAGGUUCCCCGACGAAAUCCGCCGCCAACUUGGAGGACCAGAAGUUGAAGGCAAAAAUGGAACUGAAAGCGAAGGCCAGGCAGAAUUUGCUACAGCCGUUGGAAGCUUUCGAUUUAGACGGGAUGACGGCCCAAUACGAGGAAGCCAUGAUGACCAUCUCGAAGGAGGAAGCGAACUUGUUCAAUGAAUAUACGGCACUUUGUCAGGAUAUGCAAGCUUGGUCUCGAUCUCGUCUUGUGGAGGAGAACCUUCGCGUCAAGAGACGUGUUUCCGUCUCCGUCAACUGGAUCCGCAACAAAGAAGCCGACCUUGAGACGCUCAGGCAGGGUUUGGUAACAGUCAUGGACAGUGUCAAGAAGGCUUUGGACGGGAUGUUGGCGAUGAGCAUGAACGAGGCUGGAUUGGGUGGACUCGAUUCGGAGGUGCGCGAUUACUACUAG
Molecule: messenger RNA, 846 nt
Organism: Saitoella complicata NRRL Y-17804
Lineage: Eukaryota; Fungi; Ascomycota; Saitoellomycetes; Saitoellales; Saitoellaceae
Exons: 4
Coding region: 1-846 (281 amino acids)
Source: RefSeq, a predicted model, not a curated record